Messenger RNA from Dibothriocephalus latus, 219 nucleotides. NCBI's taxonomy places the organism in Eukaryota, Metazoa, Platyhelminthes, Cestoda, Diphyllobothriidea, Diphyllobothriidae. The record is from the annotation of a GenBank genome assembly.
AUGGUGCACCUUUCUGUCAAACCGGAAUACCUUCUGCCCUGGGGUUGUGAGAAGCUAAGCGAUGAUGAACUCUGGGAAUGCUAUCUGGGCAGCCUCCUCGACUGUGCAGAUAGCCCGUACAUCGUUAACCUUCGCGUUAACGUCUCUUCUGGCGAUUUAGUAUUUGCCGAAUAUCAGUCCCUGGAUGACUUGCUGCAAGUCUAUUCCAGCUUUAGGUGA